AUGCGGAGUGAUGUAAAAAUUGUACAUGGAAAACCACGACAUAGCCAGAGCCAAGGGUCGGUAGAACGUGCUAAUAGAGAUAUUGAAGCAAUCUUAGCUGCAUGGAUGACAGACAACAAUAGUAAAGAUUGGCCAACCGCUCUCAAGUUUAUCCAGUUUCAAAAAAAUCGAGCGUUGAAUUCAGGAAUAGGUCGUUCUCCUUAUAAAGCCAUGUUUGGCUGUCCUGCAAAAAUCGGAUUAGCUUCAAAAAAUAUUCCUUAUGAUGAAAUUUCUAAAUUAAAAUCAGAAGAAGGCGUUGAAAAUAUAUUUAAAAAUCAAAACACCGAAGAACUUGAAGUUGAGGGUGGAGGAAAUCGUGAUAUUAUAGAUUCGAACAAAGAUCAAAUUAAUAAUCAUAGACAAGGGGUCAUAACUAACCUUCAAAAGCAGGUACAAAAAAUGAUGAAGUAUUCUAAUACUAAGUUAACAGAACUUCAAGUAGGAACUACUGUAAGAGUACCUAUACCUGACGUGGAUAGAGCACGUGGCUCACCCCUUAAUCUUUUGGCGGUCAUUGUUUCAUAUGAAGCUGAUAUGUAUACGGAGUAUGGCAUGCUAAAAAAUAGGUUCACUAGAGCACAACUCGUUCCGUGUCCUGAAAAUAUAUUGAAUUAUGAAAAAACAAUCGCGACUGCCGGAGUAAAAGAAAUUACGGUUCGUGAGGCUGCUGGAUAUGGAAUCGCGGGAUCACAAGGCUAUACAAGAUGUAAUACUACUAAUUUGAAUGGUCAUUUAAAAAAUGUACAUGGCAAUAUUUUAUCCCGAAAAGUGAACGCAAAAGUAUGUUCUGUGGAACGUAUUGAAUCGCAAGAACAAAAUGAAACCCACCGGGACGACCCACGACCAUCUACUUCUAAGACAUUAGCCUUCAUUGAUUAG
Diuraphis noxia (Russian wheat aphid) is the source of this 918-nucleotide messenger RNA. RefSeq names its product SCAN domain-containing protein 3-like. Gene Ontology annotation, biological process: DNA integration. The record is from RefSeq and is a predicted model, not a curated record. Gene Ontology annotation, molecular function: nucleic acid binding. Lineage: Eukaryota; Metazoa; Arthropoda; Insecta; Hemiptera; Aphididae.